AUGGAAUCAAAAAAAGAACAACAAAUUUAUGAAGUUACUGCUGAAGUAGAUAUUUCAAUUAUUAAUGAAUGGGAAAAUUGGAUUGUUGAACAUGUCAGAGAAAUUGUUGCUUUGGAUGAUGGCAAUAUAUUCUCAAAAGGUGUAAUUAAUAGAUUAAAUAACUCACUCUUAGGAUCACUUCCAGAUGAGAAAUCAACAACAACAACUUCAACCUAUGUAAUGCAAUACACCGCAGUCAAUGAAACUUCAAUUACAACCUACAUUCAAAAAUAUGCACCAACUUUAAGAAAAGCUGUGCCUGCAUUUGCUGAUAAAAUAAAAACAUCAAGAAGAAUUUUGGUGGAAUAUAAAACAAUUAGCAACCCACCACAAACCAAAAACUUUGGUUAUGUAUUUUAA
Messenger RNA from Dictyostelium discoideum AX4, 399 nucleotides. RefSeq lists its product as hypothetical. The coding region runs from base 1 to 399 and encodes 132 amino acids. The record is from RefSeq and is a predicted model, not a curated record. NCBI's taxonomy places the organism in Eukaryota, Evosea, Eumycetozoa, Dictyosteliales, Dictyosteliaceae. The transcript has 2 exons.